AUGCUGAAAAGUCUUGCACCAAAUUCCUCAAUUGCCGUUUUAGGUUCAGGGAUAUCUGGAUUGACUUUCAGCUUUUUUUUGAAUCGGUUGCGUCCCGAUGUUAAGAUCCAUAUCUUUGAAAAAUCCAAGCAGGUUGGAGGAUGGAUCAGAUCAGAAGAGCAUGAAACUUUUCAUUUUGAAAAGGGACCCAGAACUUUGAGAGGCACAAAUACGGGUACCUUGAUGUUGUUGGAUCUUCUUACCAAGAUAGGAGCAAAUGACAAGGUCCUGGGACUGCACAAAGAUUCUCUUGCUAAUAAAAAGUAUCUGUUGUCCCCGUUCUCAGAUGUUCACGGAAACAACGCAAAGCUUCUUCAAGUGCCACAGGAUUUCAGCUCUUUUGUAAAGUUCAUGUUUGACCCGUUGUCUAAGGAUCUCAUUCUCGGUCUUUUGAAAGAACCAUGGCAACCAAAAUUAAAGUAUUCAGAUGAGUCGGUUGACCAUUUUUUCAACAGAAGAUUUGCUACCAAACUAUCAGAGAAUAUCGUCAGCGCAAUUGUGCAUGGAAUCUAUGCGGGCGACGUGAAGAAGUUAAGUGUGAAAGCCAUCUUCCCUAGGCUCCCUGAGAUGGAACAGGAAAGUGGCUCUAUUAUAAGGUAUAUGAUCGCCCAAUACAGGACAAAAAAGAACGUCAAACAAAAAGUUGACCCUUUUUUGGCAGAUUAUGAAAAAUUGAUCGGUACAUCUUUGAGUUUCAAAAAUAUUUCUUUGUUUCUGAAAAACUUUCCCAUGCUGAGUUUUCAGGGUGGACUACAGAAACUUCCCAUCUCAUUGAAGAACCAUUUAUCACAGAUUGAAAACAUCAAGUUUCAUUUUGACAGCAAAAUCAAAAACAUUGCUUUGGAGAGCGGUAAGGUGGCAUUGACUGACCAUGAUCAGGUUUAUCUUGUUGACCAUGUGAGAUCUACCAUUAAUACCAACGAAUUGGCCAAAAUCAUUUCACCCGUUGUUCCAAGUUCUACUAAGAAAAAAUCCGUUUUCAAAUCCAAAGCGAAUGGCCCAGGGCUGGUCAAAUGUUUGAGCUGGCUACACUAUACAAAUAUACUAAUGUGCAACAUUUAUAUACCUAAGCACGUCUCAAAAUCUAUCACCGGAUUUGGAUACUUGGUUCCUCGAUCAAUGUCUUCUCAGGCAUCCAAACUUCUCGGUGUCAUAUUUGACUCAGACAUCGAGACUGCAAUGACUCCUAAUUUUACAGAGGCCAACAUUACGGCGAUAAACAGUAACUCUGCAUCUCCCAAGCAACUCCAAAAGUUUUCUGACCAAUUCGUCAAUAAUGAUCUCCCUAAAUACACCAAGUUGACGCUAAUGCUUGGAGGUCAUUAUCUCAAGUCGGAGGCAGACAUGCCCGGUUCCGCAGAGAGUAAACAUGCUGUCAAGGCGAUUCUGUCAAAUCACCUGAAUAUUGAUCUAGAUGAGUUUGCAUCUUUGCCAGACUUCAAGAUGGAAAUCACCAAGAUCCCCAACUGCAUUCCCCAAUAUGAAGUUGGGUAUCUUGAUCUCAAGAGAAAGGUUCAGAAUGCAGCCUCCAAAGAGUUCAACGACCAAAUAAGUUUUGGAGGCAUGGCAUUUGGUGAUGGUGUGGGGAUCCCUGACUGUGUCCAGAAUGCAUUCAAAGAUUCGGCUACCCUCAGUGGCAUUUAA
Molecule: messenger RNA, 1683 nt
Organism: Komagataella phaffii GS115
Lineage: Eukaryota; Fungi; Ascomycota; Pichiomycetes; Pichiales; Pichiaceae
Product: Protoporphyrinogen oxidase
Exons: 1
Coding region: 1-1683 (560 amino acids)
Biological process (GO): heme biosynthetic process
Cellular component (GO): mitochondrial inner membrane
Molecular function (GO): protoporphyrinogen oxidase activity, oxygen as acceptor
Source: RefSeq, a predicted model, not a curated record